AUGGCACACGAAGCUCGGACGUGGGUCGAAUACAUCGACAUAGCUACUAAUUCGGCUGAAGAGCAUCCGGUGCUCGCUCUACCUGGACACCGCGAUUCGCAGUCGGACUUUACGUAUUACUCAGCUCGGAGCCUGCGACGGCUGGCAGAUAAUGCGGCCUCUGUCUACGUUGACGGUGGUCUAAGGCCACGACAGAGCGGCGAAAGACCUCUGCUGGUUGCUCUCUUUGGCUACGGAACCAUUGAAUGGGCUGCUUCGUUCUUCGCCAUCACAAGGAUGGGACAUGCCGUUUUCAACCUGUCGUCUAGAUUGUCUGAGGACUAUGUGGCAAGGCUGCUUGUGAAGAGCGACCCCGAUGUAUUGGUUCACGAUCGACCUGUCGUUCUGCCAAAUGAGGGCGUUGUUCGAUUGCCACUGGUCGAAGGGCAGCUCUUGACGUCUGCCAUCAAGAAAUCCUUGGGAGAAAUAACCUGCGACCCGAAAACCAUUGCAGGAAGCGAUACUGUCUUCAUCUGCCAUUCGUCAGGCACGACAUCCCUACCGAAGCUCUUACCUUUCAGUAACGAUGACUGGAUGACUCGACAGCGGACGAUGCGACUCAUUUAUCGUGAUGACAAACGCGAAUGGGCCGCAUCCGCCAUGUACAACAUCGUGGGGCUUAAUCGACUUACUCGCAGUCUCACCAAAACAGCGCCGACCUUUUUCGAUAAUGAUCGCGUCAACUUUACCACGGACAGUAUCAUGUCAUUUCUCGACGAAGCGCAGCUCGACUUUAUCUCCACAACGCCGUACACGUUGAACUUGAUUGCCCGAGCGAAAGGUGGAAUCCGCACGUUGCGGGGAUACGAGAAGGUUACAGUGUUUGGCGCCGUAUGUCCGGACGAACUGGGCGAUAUGCUCAGCCGUGAAGGGAUCUUUGUACUCGAUACUUACGCCUCAACCGAGACGGGCAUCCUUCUGGAGUCCGCAAAGCCAGAUCGUGAUACAGCGUGGAAGUGGCUGUUGCCUUCCCCACCAAAGAAAGCAUUUCUCGACAUGCGCCCCGUCCAAGGUCACGACAACGUCUUCGAGUUGGUCCUCCUUCCAGGGUGUCCCGAAGUUUUGAGCGCGUUCGCAGCCGAGGACGGGCACUACUACACGAAGGAUCUAUUCUUGAGGCAUCCAACAAAGCCAGAUGCCUGGAAGAUCAUCGGACGCAAGGACGACGAGAUCAAGGUUUAUCAGAGGGACCGUCAGACGAUAGUGAACGCCAUUCCGUACGAGCAAGAGUUGAUGCAUGACAACGAGGAUCUGGUGGACGACAUCGUCCUCUUCGGACAGGGACGCGGCAAGCUGGGCGUGCUAGCCUUCGCUGCAGCUGCCUCUCCGGGCUCUGUCACCGCUGAUCUGGUGUUGAGUCGCGUCUGGGAGACCAUCGAACGGCGUAUCAAUGGCAAGAUGACUGUCGGAAUCAACCGAGAUAUGAUUGUUCCGCUUGACGUUAGGGGGAAAAGGCUACCGCGAACAUGGAAAUUCAAUCUCAUGCGAGCACAAAUAUAUUUGCGAUUCGAAGAUGAGAUCAACUUAGCCUACGAACGGUCUGCCGAUGCAGUCGUUGACCGAGACAGAUCUGGAGCAGUGAAGGAGGCUCAGCUCUAG
Cyphellophora europaea CBS 101466 is the source of this 1638-nucleotide messenger RNA. RefSeq lists its product as uncharacterized. The coding region runs from base 1 to 1638 and encodes 545 amino acids. Lineage: Eukaryota; Fungi; Ascomycota; Eurotiomycetes; Chaetothyriales; Cyphellophoraceae. The transcript has 2 exons. Gene Ontology annotation, molecular function: medium-chain fatty acid-CoA ligase activity. Gene Ontology annotation, biological process: fatty acid metabolic process. The record is from RefSeq and is a predicted model, not a curated record.